AGGCGCAAAAACGGCACGCCACGAAAACAGUGCUGCGUAAGAAAAACGCCCUCUCUUUUCACUGCAGAGAUCACAUGCAGAAAAAAAUCAUACCAUGAUAGACGGCUGUCAAAAGGAAAAAAAUAGUUCAGUGACUGAGCGAGACAAGAAAGUAGACACGAAAGAAAAAUAGGGUUCUCUGGCACACAUCAAGUACCACACUCGAGUAAACCACAAGAAAACUUCUGGGGGAAUAAAGCAUAGAAAGUAAGCCAGGGACCGGUGUUUAUUAUUGGAAGUUUUACUUACCCUGAAAUUGACUGAAACCCACCGCAGAUAAAGAAUCGCGAACAUUAGAGGUAAUACCGCGGAUGUGAAACCACCAUCAAGCCUGUGGUGAUAUCCGUUAGAGUGCAAAGAGAGGUUGAUCCUUCCAACCGCAACUUAAUAGGAUGGAUUUCGCAGAGCGAACUUCAGUAGUCCUUGUAUUGUCGAGUGGCACUAUAAAUUCGGCAAAAGUUGUCGAGUUAGUAACCAAAGUGACCGUCAUGUUCGGUAUGACGACCCAAAUGACUAGUGAAACGAUGUCGGAAAAUGUGACAUCCAUGAUAACUCUGUUGUCAUCACCUUUCAUGACACCCGAAGCAGUUCAUGCGACCGGCGUAAGCGUCGCUUCGGAUAUGACGAGUUCAACCGUGAUGGAAACCACGACGCAAGGUGACGGCCGAAACUUUCGCUUUGAAGACCCUGUCCAGAGGAUCAUCGUCGGUUGCAUCUACAGCCUCGUGGCGGUGGUCGGCUUCUCGGGGAACUUCAUGGUGAUUCUGGCGGUCAUUUUGUCCAGGAAGCUCCAGACACGCACCAACGUUUUCGUCGUCAACUUGGCCGUAGCUGACCUGUUGACGUGCGGCUCCAUUCCGUUCACCGCCGUGGCUCUGUUCAGCUUGAGCGGUUGGCCCAAGGCCUUGCCACCUCUCCUGUGUUCCUUCAUGGGUGGUCUUUACUUUCUCAGUAUCGCAGCCAGUAUCAUGAACCUCGUCGCUAUCGCCAUCAACCGGUAUGUUCUCAUUACCAAGCCACUGAAAACGUAUCGCACCGUCUACACGCCCAAAAAGAUUAUAAUCAUGCUGUUCUUCACCUGGGCAUACCCAUGUCUCGGUUGCUCCUUGACCUUCUUCGGGAUCGGAAUGUUUGGAUACUCAGAGAAAUACAAAACCUGUAACCAAGACAACUCGUUGGAGACCAGUGAUCUCUUAAGCCUGAUCGCCUCUGUUCUCGCGUAUCCCAUCCAACUGAUCAUCCUAGUGGUGUGCUACGUCAAGAUUUACCGCCACAUUACCGGCCACUUGAAGAAGAUGGGCAAGAAUGUGGAGAUGAGUGAACGGUCAGGGUCCAGUCCUACGAGUAGUACUACUCAGCUACAGAAGAACACAUCACCUAGCUUCAGUAAGCGGCAAGUUGAGAUCACCAAGAACCUUUUCUACGUGGUCUGUGCCUUCAUCGCCUGCCUGGCUCCCUUUGCUAUCGCCCUCAUGAUACCACCCAGCGAUCCCGCAAUCCCGUGGACCGGCACGCUCGUGAUCUUCAACAGCGCUGUCAACCCGAUCAUCUACGGGGCCAAGCACCCACACUUCAAGGAGGUGUUCCGUCACAUGUUGCGGUGCCGGUAUCACAUGAUUCCAGAGCCCUCUGGCUGUCUGCGUAAGAUCAGAUCCAGAUAAUCUACAGGAUAGUAAGAUUCUUAUACAUCUAUCGCGGAAGAACAAUGCAUUUUCAAAAAAAGUGAAAAAUAUCAAUCCCAAAAUAAUUCAAAAUUUGAUGCAUCCCAAAAUUGUACAGAGAAGUACAAUUUCAGUUGCUCCAGCAGUUAUAUUGGGAAAAGAGUUUUUAAGAAUGAAUUGAUGUCUAUGUAAAAGGAUAGAUACUUUGCAUAUCAUUGUUUGUCAACAGACUGUAUCUUCAACCAUACAGGCCGUAUCAGGACAGCGGUGCGAACGGACGUCGCUGAUGUUUGUUUUGUGCGGUCAACAAAAUACAUUUUGACAUUACGUCAAGUUUUGUGGGUGUUUUUCAAAUAUCUCCAAUAUAAAAAACUAAGCUCCGCCCCCUCCCAUCUCUGCGCAUGUCAAACGCUUUGACAGCGGGGACAAAGGACAGCAUGGUCCAUCUUUGCUGUUUAUGUGUUUUGUUCGAACUUUUGAUUAUUUCGAGUCGUGCUGUGUCCUACCGUGUUGGUUUGUUUCAGAUCAGCUUGGUCCUAAUUCAAGACGUACCUUAGCAGUUGGGUAAUAGUCACUGCACCUGUCUUUUUAUGUAUAGACAUUAAUGUUUGAAUUGUUAGCCUUUCAUUGUAUAUAGCGAGAUCAGGGCAGUGAUUCGUGCACGAAAGUAGGCAGCAGACAUUCUUAUUGUUCAGACAUCUUGAAAUGCAAUAGUUUUCUGAAAUGCAUUAAUAUUUGUUCAAAUUAACGCAAACUUUUGUAAAACAAAAACCAACGAAAUUAUACAUAAUAGAUACGUCGUAUAUCAAUAAUAGUAACCGUAAAUAAUAUCAAUAUAUUUUUUAAAAUUCAUAAUUUUGCCAUCCUGUUACAUUGUAUUACAUUAUGUAAAUAUUUUAUUUAGCAAUGAAAAUAAUUUGAAAGAAAAUUGGACGAAAAUCUGGUACGACUAUAGCCAUCUGUGUGAAAUCUACAUUGUGGACAUAUUUUUCUAUUGCACUGUAUUUUGUCAUGGAGACCUUGCUAACUUACUUCUAGCGAGCAUGUGGCGAAAAUGCUUCGGAAAUGGAAAACUAAACCACAAUGAACUAUGCUACCGAGUCGUCUCAUUACAGUUUAAAGAUUAUUGAAUAUUGUUGUCGAGUUCAAGUACGAUGCGAUUUACGUUGACAAUUAUCCUGCAGUAAAUGCUUUGGGCCCCUUUGAUGUUCAUGAAUGGAAAUAAUUGAAAAGAUUCAUAUCUUUUCUCGCAUCUUAUUUGAUGGAAAAACUAAUUCAAACUGUUUGAAUAAUGUAUUGCUCUAGUGGGAAGUGUACUUUGGAAAGUGACACUCUCAGUUACUGUUCUUGUAAGAAUUUUUUUGCUGGUGGAAUCUGUAAAAGCCUUGGUUGGUAAGUUUAAAGAACUGUAGAGAUAGCGUGACAGAAUUUUGGCGGUAGUUUGUCGUUUUGCUAAGGGUCUGUAAUUUCGUUUGAUAUGAGAUGGUAUGCGUGGAUUAAAUUUCUGGUAUUUUUUGCCAGGAAAAAUUUGAAUGACAAGCAAAAGUGUAGUAAAGAAUGCGUAUUAACGGCGUCUUUUAAUCGACACUCGAUGGACUGUUUCGAUCAAUCGUAUAGUAAAAUGUUUCAUUUGCCUUGGCUUCGCUCCAUUAAUAGAAAAAAUCGCGAUGUAUUUCGUGUAUUAAAGAAGGAUUUCGAGUAGGCCUACAUCAAAUUUGUUACCAAUCACCAGACCAGCCCCAGAGGAACUUGAAAGUCCAAUCACAAAUAUUGUCGAAAUGGCAACAGUAAAGUGAUACAGCCUCAUACAACAUCUUAGUUUUUAUUUUGGUUUCGAUUUUUUAUUUUGGUUUUGAAUUUCACUCUUGCUGGACUCGAAACCAAAAUGAAAGAAGAUUUUCUGACCCUCUGCACUCAAGUUGACCUCGCGCGUGCAGAGUAAAAGCAAUUUUCCCUCCCCGUAUUAUA
Molecule: messenger RNA, 3668 nt
Organism: Acanthaster planci (crown-of-thorns starfish)
Lineage: Eukaryota; Metazoa; Echinodermata; Asteroidea; Valvatida; Acanthasteridae
Product: alpha-1A adrenergic receptor-like
Biological process (GO): G protein-coupled receptor signaling pathway
Cellular component (GO): membrane
Molecular function (GO): G protein-coupled receptor activity
Source: RefSeq, a predicted model, not a curated record